AACCUCAGGGCACCCACCAGGGCAAGGUCCCUACUCAGAGGGGCAGAGAGGAAGGCCAGGAGAGGCAGUGUUUGAGGAAAAGGCCAUGUUCAGUCUGAAGACGCUUCCACUCCUGCUCCUACUCCCCAUACAGCUUUCCAAGGCCUUUCCAGUACCUCCCGAAUCCCCAGAAGAGAAGAAGGCAAAAAUUGUUCAGAAUUACCUUGAAAAUUUCUACCAAUUACCAAGGAAAGGAUAUCAGGCUGCAAGGAAGAACAGCACUAGCAUGGUUGUUGAAAAGCUUAAAGAAAUGCAACGAUUCUUUGGGUUGAAUGUGACAGGGAAGCCAAAUGAGGAAACUCUGGAAAUGAUGCAGAAACCUCGCUGUGGAGUGCCUGACACUGGAGAGUUUAUGAUAACCCCAGGGAACCCCAAGUGGGAACGAAAUAACCUGACCUACAGGAUUAUUAACUAUACCCCACACUUGCUGCUAAGGGCUGAUGUUGAAAGAGCUUUUGAGCGUGCCUUUAAAGAGUGGAGUGGAGCAUCACCCCUGAAGUUCAAGAAGAUCUCACAGGGAGAAGCAGACAUCAUGAUUGCUUUUUACCAAGGAGAUCAUGGUGACAAUUCUCCAUUUGAUGGACCCAAUGGAAUCCUUGCUCAUGCCUUUCAGCCAGGCCCAGGUAUUGGAGGAGAUGCUCAUUUUGAUGCAGCAGAAACAUGGACCGACAACAGAACAAAUUACAACUUGUUUAUUGUUGCUGCCCAUGAAUUUGGCCAUUCCUUGGGGCUCGCUCACUCCACAAACCCUGCUGCCUUGAUGUAUCCCACCUACGCUUACAGGGAACCCAGCACCUACUUGCUCUCUCAGGAUGACAUCAAUGGCAUUCAGGCCAUCUAUGGACCUUCAAAUGACCCUAUCCAACCAACUGGAUCAACCGCGCCCACCGCCUGUGACCCCAGACUGACAUUUGAUGCUAUCGUCACACUCCGCGGAGAAAUACUUUUCUUUAAAAACGAGUACUUUUGGAGAAGGCAUCCCCAACUGCCAACAGUCGAACUCAAUUUCAUUUCUCUGUUCUGGCCAUCCUUGCCAAAUGGUAUACAGGCGGCUUAUGAGGAUUUUGACAGGGACCUAAUUUUCCUAUUUAAAGGCAACCAAUACUGGGCUCUGAAUGGCUAUGACAUUCAGCAAGGUUAUCCCAAGGACAUAUCAAACUACGGCUUCCCAAGCAGUGUCCAAGCAAUUGAUGCAGCUGUUUCCUAUAGGAGUAAAACAUACUUCUUUGUAAAUGAUCAAUUCUGGAGAUAUGAUAACCAAAGACGAUUCAUGGAAGCAGGUUAUCCCCAAAGCAUAGCAACUACCUUUCCAGGAAUAGGAAGCAGAAUUGAUGCAGUUUUCCAGCAAGAUCACUUCUUUCUUUUCUUCAGCGGACCAGUUUAUUAUGCAUUUGAUCUUAAUACUGAGAGAGUUACUAGGGUUGCAAGAAUCAAUAAAUGGCUUAACUGUAGACGAAGUUGAAGCAAAAUCAAAUUUUUUGUAUCCAUUUUCUGAAUAUUGCAGGGAAAUCUAAUUUGCGUAUCCAUUAAAUUGUGACCUAUUUAUUCUUUUCUCAACAAUAAAUGAUGUUGUUUGCUAUCACUGUAUUCAUUGGACAUAUCCUCAGUGAAAAUACAUUUGAAAAUUCCACUGUUUGCAGAGGCUGAUUUAGUGCUUAUGUGUUUCAUCUCAGGUCAGUGAAUUCAUCACAAGAAGGAGAUUAAGCCCUCUUUGUCACCUCUCUAUUCAUUAUUUCAUUAUUUGAUUAUCUGACUUCUAAAAUGCUCCUAUAUUCCAAAGUCUCUUUAAACACGUUUUAAGGCUAUCUGCUACAUGCAAUUUAGCACUGGAUUUAGGUUAUAAGUAAGGAUUAUAAACAAGAUAGAUAGUACUCCUUGCGUUUAUUGAAAAUCUGGUGCUAUUUUCCACUCUUGGAAAGAAAUAUUGCUGAUAUGUAUUGUGAGUUGAAUUGUGUUCCCCAAAAAAGCUAUGUGCAAGUCCCAACCUCGGGUACCUAUGAAUGUACCUUAUUUGGGACUAAGUCUUUGCAGAUGUAAAUAGUUAAGAUGAAGUUAUACUGGAUUAGGGUGGGCAUAAGAACUGAUGUCCUUAUAAGAAGAGGAGAGACACAGACACACAGUGGAGAAGGCCAUGUGAAGACAGAGACAGAAAUGGGAACGAUGCAUCUACAUGCCAAGGAUUGCCAGCAACCACCAGAAGCUAGAAGGAGGCAAAGAAGGAUCCUCCCUAGAGCCUUCAGAGAGAAGAACAUGGCUCUUCUGACGCCUUGACUUUGCACUCACAGCUUCCAGAACUAUGAUAGAAUAAAUUUCUGUUGUUUUAAGCUAGCAAGUUUGGUACUUUGUUGCAGCAGCCCUAGGAAGAUAAUACAGUACAUCUGCACUUAAGAAAAUGAAUCAACACAGAAUGGCAAAGUUGAACCCCCAUAAGGAUUAUUAGCCUCUUCCCAGGGGAGCAGCAAAUAGGAGAGGUACCGCUUCCUCUCCUGCCUCCUCCCUGCUCUCUUCCUCUAGAGCCUAAGCAAAUGGGCUAGUUGGAUCUGUUGUUCCUUAUUUCUUUUUUUUCCCUGGUGUACUCAGUAGGACACAAUUUACAGACAACUAGAGUCUGCACAAACAGAACAGCGCUGGGCACAAAAUUCAAUAAAUCUCAUUAAAUUGACUUAAACUGAGCUUAGAUGCAUACGUUUACUAAAGAUUCUUUUCUGUUAAGAACUUUAAGACCUGUGGGAUGAUAGAGACUAGUCUAGACACCAAAAUCAUUAUAAUAUUUGUAGUUGUUAGAACGUCAUGUAGCUUAUUAUAUAAUAAAUGUGAAUUGUAAAAUACAUGUAUCACUAGCACAUCCUAUUUUCCUUUUCUAUUAAAGUUUUUAAAUCCACAGAUAAUUUAGU
Equus quagga is the source of this 2933-nucleotide messenger RNA. It is a transcript of the gene MMP8, whose product is annotated as matrix metallopeptidase 8. The transcript is spliced from 10 exons. Gene Ontology annotation, cellular component: extracellular matrix. The coding region runs from base 86 to 1501 and encodes 471 amino acids. Lineage: Eukaryota; Metazoa; Chordata; Mammalia; Perissodactyla; Equidae. The record is from RefSeq and is a predicted model, not a curated record. Gene Ontology annotation, molecular function: zinc ion binding; metalloendopeptidase activity. Gene Ontology annotation, biological process: extracellular matrix organization; proteolysis; collagen catabolic process.